Messenger RNA from Metarhizium robertsii ARSEF 23, 930 nucleotides. RefSeq lists its product as uncharacterized. Gene Ontology annotation, cellular component: cytosol. The transcript has 6 exons. The coding region runs from base 1 to 930 and encodes 309 amino acids. The record is from RefSeq and is a predicted model, not a curated record. Lineage: Eukaryota; Fungi; Ascomycota; Sordariomycetes; Hypocreales; Clavicipitaceae. Gene Ontology annotation, molecular function: aldose reductase (NADPH) activity.
AUGUCCGACCUCAAGUUCAAGCUCAACACCGGUGCCGAGAUUCCCGCCGUGGGCCUGGGAACCUGGCAAUCCAAGCCUGGAGAGGUCCAGGCCGCCGUCUCGUACGCCCUCCAGAACGGGUACAAGCUCGUCGACGGCGCGUACUGCUACGGCAAUGAAGGCGAAGUCGGGCAGGGGCUCAAGGAGGCCUUUGCCGCGGGCGUGAAGCGCGAGGGCGUGUUUGUGGUGACCAAGGUGUGGGCGACGUACAACACGCGUGUGGCCGAGGGCUUGGAGAAGAGCUUGCAGAGCCUGGGGCUGGAAUACGUCGACCUGCUCCUGAUUCACUGGCCUGUUUUGCUCAACCCCAAAGGCAACGACGACAAGUUUCCCACCCUGCCCGACGGCUCGCGCGACAUUAUCCGCGACUGGAACCACGUCGAGGCCUGGAAGCAGAUGGAGCAGGUGUUUGCGAGCGGCAAAGCCAAGGCCAUUGGCGUCUGCAACUACAGCAAAAAGUACCUCGAGGAGCUUCUGCCCCAUGCCAAGGUCGUCCCCGCCGUGAACCAGAUCGAAAACCACCCCAGCCUGCCGCAGCAGGAGAUAGUCGACCUGUGUAACGAAAAGGGCAUUCACGUCAUGGCUUACAGCCCGCUCGGAAGCACUGGUGGGCCGAUGAUGAGCGCCGCGCCGGUUGUCAAGCUUGCUGAGAAGAAGGGUGUCAGUCCUUCCACUAUUCUACUCAGCUACCACGUUGCCCGCGGCAGCACUGUCCUGCCCAAGUCUGUCACGCCUGCUCGGAUCAAGGCCAAUCUGGAGAUUGUCAAGCUGGACGCCGACGACAUGAAGGUUUUGACAGACUACUCCGACGACCUGACCAACAAGGGUGAAUUGAAGCGUUAUGUGUAUCCGCCAUUCGGGAUCAACUUUGGCUUCCCGGAUAAACAGUAA